This is a messenger RNA of Eublepharis macularius, 2733 nucleotides long. It is a transcript of the gene TMED1, whose product is annotated as transmembrane p24 trafficking protein 1. Lineage: Eukaryota; Metazoa; Chordata; Lepidosauria; Squamata; Eublepharidae. Gene Ontology annotation, cellular component: endoplasmic reticulum; Golgi apparatus; endoplasmic reticulum-Golgi intermediate compartment. The record is from RefSeq and is a predicted model, not a curated record. Bases 100 to 813 code for a protein of 237 amino acids. The transcript has 4 exons. Gene Ontology annotation, biological process: Golgi organization; endoplasmic reticulum to Golgi vesicle-mediated transport; intracellular protein transport.
AGUCGGCCUUCCUCAGGCCCGCCUCCCGCGGCCUCCCGCUCGCCUGGCCCCUCCCGCGGGCCGCGGCUCCCCCUCCUCGCCUUCGCCCGCCGGGCCGAGAUGCGGCCUCCGCGCGGGGCCUCCGGGGCCUGGGCGCCGCCGCUGCUGCUGCUGCUGCUGCUCUGGGCCUCCUGCCGGGCCCUCCGCGCCGCCCACCCGCCGCCGCCGCCGCCGCCGCAGGACGCCGAGUUCACCUUCCUGCUCCCGGCCGGCCGCCGCGAGUGCUUCUUCCAGGCCGCGCCGCCCAACGGCUCCCUGGAGCUCGAGUACCAGAUAAUCAGCGGAGCCGGACUGGACGUGGACUUCUCUCUGGAGAGCCCUUCUGGAGCGCUGCUGGUGGAGGAGUACCGGAAGUCAGACGGGCUGCAUACCAUUGAGCCCACCGAGACAGGGGACUACAAGCUGUGCUUUGACAACUCCUUCAGCACAAUCUCAGAGAAGCUCGUCUUCUUUGAAUUGAUCUUUGACAGCCCCCAGGAGGACGAAGACUUAAACAGCUGGGUGGAAAUGGCAGAACCGGAAGAGAUGCUCGACAUUAAGAUAGAGGACAUUAAGGAAUCGAUUGACAUGGUGAAGAGCCGCCUGGAAAGAAGCAUCCAGAUGCAGGCGUUGCUACGAGCCUUUGAGGCCCGCGAUCGCAAUCUGCAGGAGAGCAACCUAAGCCGGGUCAACUUCUGGUCUGCUGUCAACCUCAGCGUGCUGCUGGUAGUUUCGUUCCUCCAGGUGUACAUGUUGAAAAGCCUCUUUGAGGACAAGAGGAGAGUCUGGAUGUAACAGACAGAUGAAUUGGUUCUCCCAUACAGGCCAGGAAUCCUGACCAGAAUCAACUCUCACGUUCGGGACUGUUUGAAGGCUGCUGUCGUUGCCUCUCUAUGGAGAAGGUUAGAGAAGAAAUAACCACAGUCAAGAUAAGGAGAGGUUGGGUUGCAGGGGAAGAGGAGGGUCCCUCCAUCUUAUACUGUGUUGGCAAAAAGCCAGAACACAAAUUUGACAGCAAGGAGGUGGAUGAAAAGGAAACAUUAGGCAGCUGACAGCAAAAACAGACAUUGAUCUCCAAACGCCUUUGGCAUUUCAGUAGCUUUGCUGUUCUCAGGGCGUGGGUACAUACAGCUUUAAACACUGCUUAUCCCUUGGGCCUAAUCUUGGACUAUUUGCAUCCAAUUUUGACCAUGUGUGCCUUAACUAGAGGUGCUGGCCUGAGCUUGCCUUUUUUUCUCUUGAAAGGUUUCUUGCCCUGAGAGAUCACAUCCAAGCAGAACAAAAACGCUCCUGGGGCUUGCUUUCUCUUUAGCCUCCUUGCUGCCCCCAUUUCUCCAGACACAGCUACCUGAGGAGUAAGUGCAACUGCCCCUAUCCGCUGUGUCUUCCAAACAGUCGCUGAAAACGGUUUCAGCUCCAGCUGUUGGCGCUCUGCUAAAACUUAGGGAGGCUGGCUUGCUUGCGUUGGGAGUUGGUGCACUUUCAAAUCCAGAGCUGCUUUCCUGUGUGUGAGAAGCCAGCUCCUUUGUUUCAGCAAGGCCUGCAUCUUUCAGGGAUAGGCAGCCGGAAGAGAGGGAUGCCUGUUUUUUAGUGUGCUGGAUGUAAGUUGGUGAAGAGGCCUGGCUGAAUCUACUCUUUUGUGUUCAGGUUAAGGCCUGAAGUUCUUUAUUGGACCCAGCAGAAUUUAAAUGUAUGGUAGGAGCCGAACCCAAAUCACAGUGACUCGUGACUUUAAAUGCAGGCCAGCCCCAAUAAUUCAUCAAGGCUGUGUGUGCCUCUGAGAUCCUUUUUCACCUGGCUAGGCUAGGCUAGGGGAAAAUGUUCACACCCUUGCUUUCUGUGGGAUGGAUGGCAAUUAGAGAUGGGGCAUUUUCAGCAGUGGCACCUUGCCUGUGGAAUGCCCUUCUCCUUGAGGGUAACUUGGCACCUGCUUUACUGUUCUUUUAAGUCUUGGGCCAAAACAUUUCUCUUUAUGCCCAGGCAUACAGUGUGCCAUCUUUUUAAGCUGUUUUACAGAUACUGAUUCAUGCUGUUUAAUGCUGUUUUUAAUGGCUUUUUCAAUUUUGAUAACUUCAUGGUGUUUUUCUGAUUUUAUUGUAUUUACUUUGUGAGCCACCUCAAGCAGGUCGCUGGAGAGGUAGCAUAUAAACUUCCUAAAUAAAUAAGCCUGUGUUUCAAGGGCAGGUCUUAUGCAAUCAGGUGUAGGAUGCGUCUUGCACUUCCUAUAACAGAGAUGGAUUUUCAGUGAGUUGAUGUCCAGUACUCAAGAGCUACUUUAAAGCUGCAUUUUAUUUUCCUGUUUCUCUCCCAAUACAUUAAACUGUGCUUGAAGCACAUGGUAAGUUCUUGGGCUGCUGUUGGUUACUCUUCAGGGCAGCAUCCUGUUAGGAGUUGUAUUCCAGAGCCACCUAAUGAGCUGCUUAUCUGAUGGCAGGCUCCCACUCUUUGGCCUUUGGACCUUCUUUCCUUGCCAAAUACCUGGCACACUAUUAUGACGAGAUGCUAGGGGUGGCAUCUGUGAACUGAUUCCAGAAAGGGCCGGUCAGUGUCAUGUGGUUCAAUCAAGUCAGCCAGACGGAGCUUGUGUUCUGUGUCUGCUGGAGACCUGAAAGUCACUGUUACACCCAAAAAAAACUUCAAAGGGAAUAUACAAUACGAAAGCGUUGAAGUAGAACUCAUCAAGAAAUUAAAAACUCUCAUCCUGGAUUAAACAUA